AUGGAUCCAUCAACUAUAGCUAGCACGUCAUCACUUGAACCCGCAAUGUUGGAUAGACUUACUACAAACUGUCCUCCAGAACCAUGCGCCAUAUCGGAUAACGGAGGAUUUCCAAUAAUCAACGAAACAAGGGCUUUCAUAGGACCAGGGACUCUAGCAGAUAUACCAUUCAAAAAGGAGAGGCCAGAGAGACCAGGAGAAGUAAUUUUUUCAGUUUUUCUACUUUGCAAUAAGCCCAUGUUGUUGUUUACAUUUAUUCCCUCGGUUCUUCUGACUACAACAUACCUUCAGACACAGUCAGAAAUCGAAAGUCGAACAAUCAGUAGAGCUUGUAGCACGCUGUUAGAAGAGGCUAUAGAAGAAGAGGGAGAAGCCUCUUUUGAAACAGAUCGUUACGGCUUUUUUGUGCAACCGGAUGAUGUUUAUCCCACGAGGGAGGAAUCUACUAUAAGUGUGGAAAAGCUAAGGAAACGAGAGAAGAAAUGGAUACACAUGUUGGACAAUUGGAGUUUGUUCAUGGAUGAAAAGUUCUCCACAGUGCGAGAGCGCUGCAGGAAAGGAAUUCCUCCUUCACUGAGAGGAAAGGCCUGGAAAUAUCUGUGCGGUGCGAUGUAUCAAAUGGAGGUCUCUCCUAACCGGACAGUUUUCGAAGCAAAAUUGCCUUCGAAUAGUAUUGAGAUUAAUAAGAAGUAUAUUCUUAAUGGAAUACUUCAGAAAUGUUUGAGUCAACCUGGUGAUCCUAAGUGGAUAGACGAAAUUGAGAAGGACCUCAAUCGGCAAUUUCCGAAUCACGAAUUGUUCUCCAGAGUUGGCAAAUUCGGUGAAGCAGGAAAAGAAGAUUUGUUUCAACUUCUAAAGGCCUGGACGGUACUGCAUCCUGAGGAAGGCUACUGUCAAGGGCAAGCCCCUGUAGCCUCCGUCCUCUUGAUGCACAUGCCUCUGAGAGAUGCAUUUUACUGUUUUGUCCAGAUAUGCCAUAGAUACCUUCCUGAUUAUUACAGCCCAGGCCUGGAGGCAGUGCAGGUUGACGGGGAUAUACUUGCACAGUUGCUCAAGGAAAAGUCUAGAACCAGCUAUCAGCAUCUGAAGAAACAAAACGUGGAGCCUGUGCUUUAUAUGGUAGAAUGGUUCAUGUGCAUAUUCUGUCGCACACUUCCAUGGCCAACAGUCCUUAGAGUGUGGGACAUGUUUCUUUGCGAAGGUUGCAAAGUUUUGUUCAAAGUGGCCGUUGUCUUGUUCAAGUAUGGAUUGGGAACUAAAGAGCAAUGCAAGCAAUAUCCCGAUUUGCAUGCAAUAGUGACACGCCUCAGAAAUCUUCCGAAGAGAAUAACUUCUGAAGAUUUCCUGGUGGAGAAGGUCUGCCAGCUAAACCUGAACGAGGCGGAUCUGGAGAAAGUACAUUUAAGAGCUCUCAAGUUGCGACAAAUCAAAGUUGCCCAAAAGUAG
Messenger RNA from Haemonchus placei, 1446 nucleotides. The record is from the annotation of a GenBank genome assembly. Lineage: Eukaryota; Metazoa; Nematoda; Chromadorea; Rhabditida; Trichostrongylidae.